AUGCAGCUGCUAAGUGUGUUGCAAAAAUCAGGCAGAUAUAAUACUAGCGUAACACAACCACAAAUCGAUGAUAUUCUCUCAACAAUGUAUUAUCGAUAUGAAUGUAUGAAUAUUGAUACGUUUGUGACAUCCGAAAUAGUUGAAGUAUCGCAUUCGAUAGAACCUUUAAUAGGCUUAUCACGAGAUCCCUUUAGCAUUUGUCCUCAUUUGAAUACAUCCGUAGUGCCUCCAUCACUUUACGAUGGGGCAGACUUACAAUCAAAACGAUUUAUUCUAUUGUCAGUUUCAGCGCCAUUUUACACACAUACAGUGCUACAAGGUUCUAGACUUUUAAAUGAAAUAUCUAUUAUUUCUGAUAAUAAUAAUAAAAACGUGUUGCCAUGGAUGUAUCAACGUCUAGCACAUACUGAUAUUGAAAUGGAAAUUAACAUCGGAAAUCGAAAAAUUAUUCUUUUCGAUUUGGGAAGCUCUUGUUUUGGUGGUUGGGAGAAAGAUGAUACAGCUGCUGCAGGAAAGUGGUUCUACGAGUAUUAUAAACGUUUCAAUGUUAAAUUUGAUCGAAUUAUUGCUUUUGAAUUUUCUUUAUUGAAUCAGCAUGAUGCAUGGGAACAAUUACCCAGUGACGUUUUCCCUAUAUAUACUCUUAUCAAUGUUGGAGUCACUGAAAGUGGAAAGUUUAAUCCUUGGGUAAUGCUACAAACAAUUGCUCAAACAUCUGAUCAUGUUGUUGUCAAAUUAGAUAUCGAUACAUCUGCCUUAGAAAAUACGUUGAUAAAACAAAUAUUAACUGAUCCAAGCAUUCAUAUUCUAAUCGACGAACUUUUAUUUGAGCAUCACGUCACAGUUAAUGAAAUGAUACCUUACUGGGGAGAUAUGUGGGAUUCAUUGAAUGAUUCAUUGAAGGAUUCAUAUAUAUUAUUUAAAAAGUUACGACAACUCGGAAUAAGAGCUCAUUCAUGGCCGUGA
Messenger RNA from Adineta steineri, 966 nucleotides. The record is from the annotation of a GenBank genome assembly. NCBI's taxonomy places the organism in Eukaryota, Metazoa, Rotifera, Eurotatoria, Adinetida, Adinetidae.